This is a messenger RNA of Chelonia mydas (Green sea turtle), 1835 nucleotides long. RefSeq names its product transmembrane protein 196 (gene TMEM196). The coding region runs from base 693 to 1241 and encodes 182 amino acids. Lineage: Eukaryota; Metazoa; Chordata; Testudines; Cheloniidae. The transcript is spliced from 4 exons. The record is from RefSeq and is a predicted model, not a curated record.
CAGGGUGGAUUUUCCCCACUUCCCUCCCCCCAAAGAACCCACCCCAGUGAGGUCAUUUCAAUGGGAGUGAAGGAGGCGAUCAGACAAGGUCGACUUUUCUGGAGGAGACACAGCCUGCGAGUGGAGCGUGGUGCUGAAUUUAAUCUGCGUCCCCCAGCCUCUGGGAGAGCGGGGGAGAGGCGCUGGAGUACAGCUCCAGCCCGGGGACAGCCGAGGGAGCCUGGGCCGGGCCCGUCAGAAGCCCCGCUCCAUCCCUGGGCGAGCCGAGCGCUCCGGUAGAGGCGGCUGGAGACGCCGGAGCGUGACCCCGGGGUGGGAUCGGAAGAGGCGGCGGUACCUUGGAGAGCUCCGAGCCUGCCGCCUCGCCAGGCGCGCCGGAGGAUUGGCCCAGCUGGCCGCAGCUGCGGCGGGCGGCGACUUGCCGGGCUCCAGGCAUCUGCCAACGGGAGGAUCCCUGUGUGCGAGGCUGCCUGGUGGGGAGGUGCGGUGGGAGGGAGGGGUUCCUCCUGUCCGGUGGCGGAGGAGAGCCGCCUUUGCCUUGGGGAUGCCCGGCCCCCCAGCUGCGGAUCUGACGCUGUGCCGCUAAGGAGGGGGAAGAAAAGUUUGGGGGAGCCCGAGGGAGGGAGGCGCCGGAGAGAAGGCGGAUGGUUUGUUUUCCGGGCUGAGCUGGAAGGAACGAUGACCCAGCGAGGAUGUGCACCAGCAGCCACACCAUUGGGAGCCUCUUGGUGCUCUCCGUGCUGGAGAUAGGACUGGGGGUCUCCAGCGUGGCCGUGGGGGCGGUCAGUUUCAGCCUGGUCCUUGCGGAGCAUAAGCCUCAGCUGGGAGACUCUUCUCCGGUAUGGAGCGGGGUGUGUUUUCUGCUUUGUGGUAUAUGUGGAAUACUGUGUGCCAAAAAAAAAUCUGGACUUGUCAUGAUCCUUUUUUCAGCCUGUUGCAUCUGCGGACUAAUUGGAGGAAUAUUAAAUUUUCAGUUCCUUCGUGCUCUGACAAAGAAGUCCUCCACGCUCUAUUCUUUGCAUCUUACUUCCAUGUCUCUUGCAUGCAUCGGAAUUGGAGGUUGCACACUUUCUUCCUGGCUCACUUGCCGGCUAGCCAGCUAUGAACAAAGGAGAAUGUUCUCUGAAAGGGAGCAUUCUCUGCAUCAUUCCCAUGAAAUGGCAGAGAAAGAAAUGACAGACAAUAUGAGCAAUGGAGGACCACAGCUGAUUUAUAAUGGAAGAGUGUAUGAAAAGAUUUAAAAGUUAAAGGGAAAAAUAUUUUUAUGAUUUUCUUCAGGACAAUCAAAUAGACACCAGGAGACUGAUAUGAAAUGGAAACAGUCUUGACUUUUAUUGCUAGAAUUUCAGAACUGCAGAACAGCACAGUUGCAUUUACCUUUAGAAACAUACCUGAAAUUUCUCUCCCAAGGAUUUUGUGGAUAUACAGUAUUUAUUCACUCCACCUCUAUUCCUUUUUUUCUUUUUGUCUGAAUAACGUUCCAGAAUUAUUAUAGCACUCGAGAUAGACUUUUCAGACUCUUCUUCUCAUGAAGACUUUUUUAAAAAAAACCCAUUUAAAUGGAGAGGGUUUAACCAGAAGAUUGUACAGUGGAGAGAGUGCAAAUUAGACUUGUAAAAAGCUUGCAUUACACAUGCAGAGUCCAAAUGAGUGAAAGAUGAGAGUGCUGAAAACAACACUGAUGUCUUUGUUUUGAAAGACAGAAUGCUUUAAGAAUUCCUUAAAUCAAAACCUCAACAAUGCCUUGUUGUAAAGAAAUUGUAAAUAUUUCCAAUUUGUGAAUGAAGUAUAUUUCGUAAUUUGUUCAUAAUAGAUGACAAAUAAAAUGAAAUCUA